Lolium rigidum is the source of this 751-nucleotide messenger RNA. RefSeq lists its product as uncharacterized. Bases 1 to 357 code for a protein of 118 amino acids. The transcript has 2 exons. The record is from RefSeq and is a predicted model, not a curated record. Lineage: Eukaryota; Viridiplantae; Streptophyta; Magnoliopsida; Poales; Poaceae.
AUGGCCGCCGCCGACUACGACCGCGCCUACCGCCCCUACGCGCCGCCGCCCUCCUCCGCCGCCGCCGACUACGACCGCCCCUACCGCAACGAGAUCGUGCCCUACGGCGACCGCCGCCUCGACCUCGUCGUCAAGCCGCCGCCCGCCAGGUCCCCGCCGCCGCCGCUGCCGGUCACCAAGAGCGGCGGCGGCGGGGGCGGCAUCGGCUCCGCCUGGUGCUUCAGCGACCCGGAGGUCAAGCGGCGGCGGCGGGUGGCCAGCUACAAGGCUUACUCGGUCGAGGGGAAAGUCAAGGCCUCCUUCCGCAGGGGGUUCCGCUGGAUCAAGGACAAGUGCACCGGCUUCAUCCAUGGCUGAGUUCGGGAUCUCAAAAAAGUUGUACUAUUAUUGUGAUGGAAGACUCUACGACAAUGUGCGAGGAUUGGAUGCUGGAUGCGAUCUGCUAAUUUUAAUCCCGGAACGUGGAAAGAUUGGUCCAUGAGGCUGUGAGGGUAACUUUUGGGUCACAUUUAUUAUACUGUAGGAAAACAAGGAAAAGUUUAGCAGAUGCUCUUACCGUCUGCUAAUUAGCCUAGUCGUUUCAAGAAUGUUUCAACAGGAGUUGACUCUUACCAAAGGAACUGAUUGAUUUGGUCAUGAUAUCGUUAUGUCCCUCUCUGCUUCAGCUACGCAUUCUGCAUCUGUAUUUUGGAAUUGUUAUGGUUAGGAUUUUAAUACUACCACGAGCAUGAUCGAGACAUGAUUAACUGAA